This is a messenger RNA of Habropoda laboriosa, 1112 nucleotides long. RefSeq names its product hemK methyltransferase family member 1 (gene HemK1). The transcript is spliced from 5 exons. The record is from RefSeq and is a predicted model, not a curated record. Gene Ontology annotation, molecular function: nucleic acid binding; protein methyltransferase activity. Lineage: Eukaryota; Metazoa; Arthropoda; Insecta; Hymenoptera; Apidae. Gene Ontology annotation, cellular component: mitochondrion. Gene Ontology annotation, biological process: protein methylation. Bases 60 to 1112 code for a protein of 350 amino acids.
UAAUUCUGAGCUAUAAAUCUAUUUUAAAGGUGACGACGAAUUCGUUUGUAUCAAAUAUAAUGUUAUUUCGAUGCCUUUCGAGUGCUCGUGCUUUUCUCAGCAUGAUAAAUGCUGAAACGUGUAUACAAUGUAGUAAAAAUAAAAUUAUCACGUCAAAUCGACCAACACGUCGACUAUUCGCGACGAACGUGCAGUAUCCUACUAUCGGUGAAAUUAUCGAACAAUGGACUAAACAGUUUGAUAACGAAGGUAUUCCAGAACCUGUAGAAUCAAUCGAACACAUUGUUGCACACGUGAUAGGCACUAACAAGAUACUAGAUCUUGUAAACUCACGAGAUAAACGACUUACGUCAGAUCAAUACAGUAAAUUGGAAUCAUUGUGCGAAUGUCGAUUAUCUAGAAUGCCGGUUCAGUACAUAAUACAGGAAUGGGAUUUUCGGGAUAUCACGUUGAAAUUAAUCCCGCCUGUUUUCAUUCCGCGGCCAGAAACUGAAAUGUUAGUUCAUUACAUUUUAAAAGCAUUAAACUCUUCUGAAAGUAAAAGUCAUGAAAUUUUAGAAAUUGGAUGUGGUUCUGGAGCAAUAUCUCUUGCGAUUGCACAUACUAAUAAAACAGUCAAUUGUAUAGCGAUCGAUUCAAACUUAGGAGCAUGCGAAUUGACUAAAGAAAAUCGAGAUAGAUUAGAUUUGAAAGAUCAAGUCGCAGUUGUACAUGCAACUCUUAAUGACGAUGGAUCAAUCGCACUUGCGAGCAUAUUAAGUGGACCUAAAGAUCUUGAUUUAAGUUCGAAAACUUUUAACUUUAUAGUUAGUAAUCCACCUUAUAUACCGACUAAGCAAAUAGCUGCAUUACCUCCGGAAAUUAAAAUUUACGAAGAUUUAAGGGCCCUUGAUGGAGGAGAGGAUGGCUUAAAGAUCAUUAAACCUUUACUAAAGUAUGCUGCUACAGCUUUAAAACCGGGUGGACGUUUGCUUUUAGAAGUCAAUACAACUCAUCCCGAAUAUAUACAAUUUUUCACUAAAAAAUAUCCUGUACUUAAACUUCAAUAUGAACAUACGUAUAAAGAUUUUUGUAAUAACGAUCGAUUUGUUGAAGUAUUAAAAUUAUCGUAA